AUGGCGCCGGGCGGGAGGGGGGCCUCCCGAGACUCCCCCGCCAUGCUGCAGGAAGAAGAAGGCCAGGGCGAUGCGGCGCCGACGGGGUUAAUCCGGGACGCGGCAGCCGAGCCCGGGCAAGAGCCGCAGCCCGUCAAGGUCAGGUCUCCUUUGCCGCUGCACCGGAAAGUCUGCUACGCCAUUGGCGGCGCGCCCUACCAGCUGACAGGCAAUGCCCUCGGCUUUUUCCUCCAGAUAUUCCUGCUCGACGUCGUGCAGCUGGAGCCCUUCCACGCCUCUCUGAUCCUCUUCCUGGGGCGCGCCUGGGACGCCGUGACGGAUCCGGCCGUGGGAUUCCUGGUCAGCCGAAGCCCCCGCAGGAGAUGUGGUAAACUGAUCCCCUGGAUCGUUGCUUCCACCCCUUUUGGGGUUUUCUUCUACUUCCUGCUCUGGUUCGUCCCUUCAGACUCGCUCUCGGUGUCGCUGAAGUUCUUGUGGUACUUGGCGAUGUACUGCCUCUUCCAGACGUGCAUGAGUUGCUACCAUGUACCGUACUCCUCCCUGACGAUGUUCCUGGGCGGGGAUCAGAGAGAGCGGGACUCGGCCACUGCUUACAGGAUGGGUGUGGAGGUGUUAAGUACCCUGGUGGGGUCGGGCAUCCAAGGCCAGAUCGUUGGCAGCCACCAUGCAAGCAUGCAGAAGAGCUGUGAUGCGGAGAAUGGCACCCUGGGCAACGGCACCUCCCUGCUCACCGACACGCUGGAGAACACACGCAGGUCGUACCUGGUGGCUGCCACGGUGCUGGGAUCCCUCUAUUGCCUGUCCUGCCUGGUCCUCUUUUUCGGCGUGAAGGAGCAGCAGGUACACCAUCUCUUUCUUGCAGGCCCACUCAGCCCUUUGGGAAAGGCCAGUCAGCCCUUCUUCCGGUGCCUGCGGAUCAUCCUGAGCCACCGAUCUUACGUCUGGCUUCUUUGUGGUUUCUUGUGUGCCUCGCUGGCCUUCCAGCUCGCCCAGGGGAUUUUCGCCUUUUUCUGCACACAUGCGGCAGGGCUUCCUGGGACCUUCCAACACCUGGUACUCAUCAUGCUGGUGGUGGCUUGCCUCUCCAUCCCCUUCUGGCAGUGGUUCCUGGUCAAGUUUGGGAAGAAAACGGCUGUUUUUGUAGGUCUGUCGCUCAUCAUCCCAGCCCUCAUCGUCAUCACCCUGGUGACCCACAACUUCCUGGUCUUCGCUUUCAUGGUGGCUCUCGCCGGCUGCAGCCUCUCCGUUCUCUACUUGUUGCCAUGGUCGAUGCUUCCGGACGCAGUGGAUGACUUCAGACUCCGGAACCCCACCUGCCUCAACCUGGAAGCCUUUUUCUACUCCUUCUACGUCUUCUUCAACAAGUUCGCCGGAGGGCUUUCUCUCGGCGUUUCGACCAUGAGCUUGCAUUUUGCAGGCUACAGUGCCAAAGACUGCACCCACAACCCCCCGGUCAUCCUCACCCUGCGCAUUCUCAUGGCGCCCAUCCCCAUCGCCCUGCUGCUGAUGUCCAUGGCCAUGUUCUGCUCCUACCCCAUCAAUGAAGAGAGGCGGAAAGAGAUCCGGCUGGAAAUGGAGGCGUCUGGGUAAGA
Messenger RNA from Heteronotia binoei (common prickly gecko), 1592 nucleotides. RefSeq names its product sodium-dependent lysophosphatidylcholine symporter 1-like. Lineage: Eukaryota; Metazoa; Chordata; Lepidosauria; Squamata; Gekkonidae. The transcript is spliced from 13 exons. Bases 1 to 1590 code for a protein of 529 amino acids. Gene Ontology annotation, cellular component: membrane. Gene Ontology annotation, molecular function: symporter activity. Gene Ontology annotation, biological process: carbohydrate transport. The record is from RefSeq and is a predicted model, not a curated record.